AUGACAGACCAACUAUACAAUCCCCUCAACCAUCUCACACAAGCAGAACUCAUGGAGAAGUUCAACCUCGCUUUUUACGAAGCGCAGACUCUCACUAAAAGUGAUAUUCUUUCAACAUUCAACGAACCGGCGUUAUCCGAAACUGAAAAUUAUUCUGAUCAAGUCACCGAUGAUUAUCUCAUAGACUAUUUAAUUUCCAAUGAUUCUCCAGUAAGUACCCCUAACAGCGAAAUGGAUAUUAAUUUUGAUUUUGAUGAUUUCGAAGUUGACUUUGACCACAACACCAAAACAAGCGUGGAGGAAAACUUCGAUACGGAGACGUUCACAACUGAAAAUUCUUUCUCGGAAUCCUCAACAUACGAAGGCUUCUCAAAGUUUUUUGUUCCUCCUCCGUUUGGUGGAAACAAAUUUGAAAUUAAGAAUGGAGAUUAUAUUAAUUUAGAAAAUAUUAACAUUACUACUGAACUAGUGGACGGCUCAUAUUUGUUAGAUGACAACGAAGGCAACUUGACAGAUGAAAAAAAUUCGGAUGAUAAUGAAUGCAAUGGUUUUUUACCACCAGUAGAAACCAUAAGAAAUAAUACGAAUUUUAACAAUUUUUUACGAAAAACUGUAAGCAACGAUUUGGAAUUUACUAACCAGGAUUGUGCUGUAUCUAACAAUGAAUAUGGUCAUUUACUGAACUCAAAAUGUUCAAUACAGUUUAUUGACAACAGUAUAACGCAGGAUCCAUCGGCAGCAUUUUUCAACAUAGAGGAGAAUCAAAUGGUACUUACACAAAGUGAAGCUCUUCUUAACGACGAUCCUUUUCUUAGUUCAACCAAUUGUGCACAAAUUAAAAAUGAGACUGAAAUUCAUGAUGUGGAAGAUCUAGAAUGUGAAGAGGUUAGCAGUUCGGUAAACGUACAGUGUAAAUGGGAAAACUGUUUUCAGUUUUAUGAAUCACAGACAUGUCUAGUCAAACAUAUUGAAAAAUCCCAUGUAGAACUAAAACGAGGAGAAGAGUUUACUUGUUUUUGGACAAACUGUCCAAGGAAAACCAAACCAUUUAAUGCACGAUACAAACUGCUGAUACAUAUGAGAGUACACAGUGGGGAGAAACCAAAUAAGUGUCCUUUUAAAGGAUGUAACAAAGCUUUUUCAAGACUAGAAAAUUUGAAAAUACAUCAGCGAAGUCACACAGGAGAAAGACCUUACGUAUGCCAAUUUUCGACGUGCCCAAAGAGCUUUUCCAAUAGUUCCGAUCGAGCCAAACACCAGAGAACUCAUUUUGACACCAAACCAUACGCUUGUCAAGUACUAGGUUGUGCCAAAAAAUACACGGACCCGAGUAGUCUCCGCAAACACGUAAAGAAUCACACGUUUGAAGAACAAAUGCAGAUAAAGAAAAAAACGAACGAUGCCGGGAUUAGCUUCACAUCGCAAUCAUUUGUUAAAAAAUAUUUGGAUCCCAAUAAGCAAAAAGCAGUUAGAACUUCAAACAUCUAUUACAACACCAAUUUUGACCAUAGUUACUCUUCCAGUUAUGUAAUAGAUAAAAAAUACAAUAUGAUUAAUGUUAAACAAGAUUUGAAAAAUAAGUUAACAGAGAAAAGUAAGCUUAAAAAAGAAUGCUACUGAUUGUAAAGUUAAGUUUAUAUUUCAAGCAUAAAAUCCAUCCGGAGAUGUGUUGUAUUCAGAUAUUAUUUAACCCAUUAACGCCGUUGUGAUUUUUUUCUGAAAUUUCUAAAUUUUACAUACAGUCUGGGCAGAUUGUCGAAAAAUGGGCCAUUUUUGGAAAGACGAAGGUAUAAACAAUAGGAUGGUAAUUUACAAACCAUUACCUUUUUAUUUCAAUCCUCUCUUUCUACGUAGGUACAAAUUUUGAUAUCUUCAAUAGACUUAUAAAAUAUUUAUAUUGUAAUAAUAAAAACGAUCGGAAUUACGCGUGAAAAAUUACUAAAAUACCAAAAUCCCAAUCAAAAACAAAGUUGAAGAAAAUAUAAUCUCAACGUUUUAAAUCGGUAUAUGUUAAAAAAAUGUAUUUUCGCGGCUUCCCAUGGAACAAUUUUCUUCAUUUUUUUAUUCCCAAGUAGCUCGAGUUAAGCCACCUAACUAACGUAGCUAUUACUAAAUGCUUUAGUUUUGUUAUAAUAAAUUAAUUUAUCUAUUAAAACAAAAAUGUUUAUAAUAUUGUUUUAAUAAUUAUACAGCUUUCAAGUGAGAAUAUUUGCAUUUUGAAAGUUACAAGGUAGGUGCACGUGUGGUAAGUCUUUCUAAAAAAGUCUACAACUGGAAAAAAUAUGUAGUUAAAUUUUGUUAUAAAUAAAUAAAUGUAUUAUAACAAAACUAAAGCAUAUUUUGAAUUUAGUAAAACUGCUCCAUUAGAAAAUACAUUUAGGCCGAGAACAUACAUAUUUAUGUUUUUAAAGUAAGUAUGCCGAUUUUGAACGUUGUGAUUCUAUUUUCUUCAACCUAGUUUUUAACUAGGAUUUUGGUAUUUUUGUAAUUUCAUGUUUUAAUAAUAAUAUAAAAAUAAUAUAAUAAUAAGCCAGUCAGCCAGUCAACUUUGACUGGAACAUUGAAAAAACAAAAUAAAGUCUAAUCCACUUUGCUAAUGUUAAUGAAAAUCGAAAAACAAAUAAAUAAGGUUGUUAGAAGAUGUUAAAUAUAUUUGCCACUUCCUUUUUCCUGACAAAUUAUAGUUUUUUUACUUGAUGUAUUUCAGGUUUGAGCUACACUUUUCAUCUUUUCUCUCCCUUAUUCCUCUCUCGCUUUUUUCUCUUUCUCCUAUAUUAUGUAUCUCUUUAUUUUUAUCACUUUUAUAUUAUUGUUUUCUUGAUCAUUGUUAUUUAUUAGUUUAAUAGUAUAUGUGCUAUUGACCAGGUCAAUUUUUAUGUAUUCAGCUUGGGUUGAUAACUAUUAGUCUGGGCAGAUUAUAGGAAAAUAUGCCAUUUUUGGGAAAAGUUAUUUACCAGCAAUUUUAUUGCUGAAAUCGAAUCUUAUGAUUCUUAGAUAUACAUAUAUUAAUAAUAUAAGUAGAUAGUGUGCUACUUUUUUUUAUAAACAAAAUGACGCCCCUAAAUCGUGCUUUUUUGAAGUUAUACUUCUUUAGGCGCGAUUGAGAUUGAGGGUGAAUUUAUAUUGAUCUGCGCGCAUGCGCACACCGACAGUUUGGUAUUAUUCUUUAUACGGGCUCUGAUUGGGUGUUGAAAUGAUCUGUCAAUAAUUGUUCAAUAUGGAGGUUAUCGGUAAACAAAAAUGUUGUAUAAUAUAUUAGUUUUUAUUGUUGUGAGGACAGAAAUAAAAUCAAAUUUAUAAUUAUAGUUACUUUUUAAAUAGUUUUGAAAAGCCACAGGUACGUAAUUCUAAAUGUUUCAGUUGUAUUCCAAAAAAAAAUUAUCUUCAUACCUAUUUAGAAAAUGUAAAAAAAAUAAUGUACUUACCUAGUACUUGCUAUGCUAUACCCUUAGUAGGCAAUGCUUUAAUUUACAUAAUCUAAUUACGAACAAACUUUCUACAAAUUUUCAUCUAAUGUAUCGUUUUCUUACUCUAUAUAUUGUUGUAUUUUAAUUCGACAAAAAUCAAACUAAUAAAAAUUCAUAUAAACAAAAUGUCAAAAAGUUGUUGAGUUUGUGUAUAUUCUCACAUGACGUAUACGCGAAGGUGGUGCAGUUUGAAAUCGCUUCGACUCUCGUACGGCGGGAUAUACGGGAAGUAGGUUCAAGCCCAAUGCAAGUUAUAUCAUUUUUUUAUUUUUUUUAUAGAUUUUAUGAUUGUAAGUAUAUUACUAUAUAAUUUUUUUUAGAAAAUACGUAUUUAAUUAAAAUGUUUGGCAACAAUUAUUGUUCAGAAAUCAUUUGUGGCAUUUUUCAAUAUGUUUGUGUGUGUUUUAUUCUUUUAUUUUUUUAAUUUUUGGUAUUGUUUUAAUAAAAAUUUUUGGAAAGUAGUAGAGAAACUGUUUAAAGUAUAUUGAUUUCGUUGAAAUCAUAUAAUAGAAGUAUAACUUCUUACGUGCAUACAAAGUAGGUACACACAUUUUUUUUUUCAAUUAUUGCUCUAUAAAUCCAAAAAAUUUAACUUUACAAUAAAAAUAGCCAAAUAAAAAUUCACCGUAAUUAAAUUCUGCAUAGAGACAGGUUUUUACGAUUUUCUUCGACGAUAAUUUUCUUCGGAAAAUGCGGGUUUUUCCAACAAAAUCUUUAAUUUUCAACUAAAAUUUUAGAUAAGUAAUCAUUUAUUAAUAAUUAAAUAACUUGGUGACGUGGAAACCCUUUAAUAUAGAUUAUAUUUCCAAAAGCCGAUGGAAACUGAACGAACAGUUUAGCAACAAUUAAAUUGUUAAUAAUUAACAAUUUUCGGCCGCUAUAAUAACCAUAAUUAUUAUGAUACAUACGAAUAGCUAUGAUUUUUGUAUAAAAUGGCACUAUACCUAUCUAAUGUACUUUACAGAAUUGUGGUUAUUAUAGUGACCGUAAAUUUUUAAUUAACAAUUUAAUUGUUGCUAAACUGUUCAUUCAAUUUUCAUCGGCUUCCGGAAAUAUAAUCCAUACCAAAAGGGCUUUUAUGUCAACAAGUUUAAUUAAAUACUUGCCUAAAAUUUUAGUUGAAAAUGUAAGAUUUUGUUGGAAAAAUCCGCAUUUUCCGAGGAAAAUUUUGGUCGAAGUAAAUCGGGAAAAACAUGUCUCUAUGCAGAAUUUAAUUACGGUGAAAUUUUUUUGAGUGUUUUUGGUGUAAAGUUAAAAUCUUUGGAGUUAUACAGCAACAAUUAAAAAAAACACGAUUUGGGGGCGCCAUUUUGUUUAUACAAAGAAAGUAGCACACUAUCUGCGGACUUUGCAUAAAUAUAUUAUUAAUAUAUUAUAGAAUCAUAAAAUUAGAUUUCAGCAAUAAAAUUGCUGGCAAAUAACUUUUCCUUGUAUUUUGCUAAUUAGCCCAGAGUAUAUUGACUAUAACGAUAGGUUAGUUUUUGAUAGAUAUCAUUCAUCAUUAUCUUUGCCUUAUCCCUAUGCGGGGUCGGCUUCCCUAAUUGCAUUUCUCCAUACAAUUCUAUCUUGAGUCAGUUUUUGAUAAAUAUAAUCUUCAUAUAUCCAGUAUACACAUUUUAAAUACAUAAUAUGUCUGAAAACAACAUAGAUUUGCUUUGGAUUGAUUGUAAUAACUGUAAACAUAUUAUGUAAAAUUAAGGGACCAAAGUGAUGUGAUAAUUGUAAUAUAAAUAUAGAAAUUUUGUACUUAAAUAUUUUUACAUAAAUAUGUAGUAUAAUUUUGUAUAUGUGACAUUUUAUUUUAUGCAUAGAAUAAACUAUUUUUACAAUUA
Diabrotica virgifera virgifera (western corn rootworm) is the source of this 5299-nucleotide messenger RNA. RefSeq names its product zinc finger protein 891-like. Gene Ontology annotation, cellular component: nucleus. Lineage: Eukaryota; Metazoa; Arthropoda; Insecta; Coleoptera; Chrysomelidae. Gene Ontology annotation, biological process: regulation of transcription by RNA polymerase II. The transcript has 6 exons. The record is from RefSeq and is a predicted model, not a curated record. Gene Ontology annotation, molecular function: DNA-binding transcription factor activity, RNA polymerase II-specific; RNA polymerase II cis-regulatory region sequence-specific DNA binding. Bases 1 to 1620 code for a protein of 539 amino acids.